CGCGCAUGCGCGUAUAGUGGAAGAGGAUACCGGCAUCAUCAGCUGUAGGUCCUGCGGUGUGUGUGGAGUGUGUAUUAGAUACACCGUGAGAAGUUGCUGAGAAUUCCCACAGCUUUAUCACGGAAUUUUGUAAUUAAAGGAUUCCUUACAGGAGAUGAAAGCAGUCCACUAAGCUUGAGAUUCCUUGCAGCAAUGAGACGCCAGAGAUCGUCUUCACCCGUGUUCCAGGGCGGUUUGAUGCCCUCCAUGAAAACUCUGCUCUUCCUGUUCAUCCUGACAUGGCUCGUGGUGACGAUUCACUCAGACGAAGAUUACUAUAAGCUGCUGGGGAUUUCUAGAGAAGCCAGCACACGGGAGAUUCGACAGGCCUUCAAGAAGCUUGCACUGACCAUGCACCCGGACAAGAACCCGAACGACGAAUCGGCCCACGAAAAGUUCCUGAAGAUCAACCGCGCGUACGAGGUAUUGAAAGACGAAGACUUGAGGAAGAAAUACGAUAAGUAUGGAGAGAAGGGAUUGCAAGACGAGCAACAGGGAGGCAGAUACGAAAGCUGGAACUACUACAGAUACGAUUUUGGCAUUUAUGACGAUGAUCCAGAAGUCAUUACUCUGGACAGAGGAGAUUUUGACGCAGCAGUGGACUCCGGCGAGGUUUGGUUUGUGAAUUUCUACUAUCCCCGAUGUUCCCACUGUCACGAAUUGGCUCCAACGUGGCGGGAGUUUGCAAAAGAGAUGGAUGGCGUGAUCCGGAUCGGUGCCGUAAACUGCGGAGACAACACCAGGCUGUGUCGCAGUAAAGGCAUCAGCAGCUACCCGAGCCUGUUCGUCUUCAGAGCCGGCAUGAAUCCAGAGAAGUACUACGGCGAUCGCUCCAAGGCCAGCCUCACCAAAUUCGCAAUGCAGUUUGUGACAACCAAAGUGACAGAGCUGUGGCAAGGGAAUGUUUUCACUGAGAUCGAACAAGCAUUUGCUGCUAAAAUCGGGUGGCUCAUAACCUUCUGCGCCGACACCGGAGAUUGUCUGGAGUCUCAGACGAGACAGAAGCUCGCUGGAAUGUUGAAUGGUCUAGUGAAGGUGGGCUGGAUGGACUGCACCUUACACGCCGAUCUGUGUGAAAGCUUCGACGUGAAGACCAGCUCGACGGCUCUGUUCCCCCCUGGCAGCUCCCUCAGACAGGAGGGCAGUGUUCUGUUUCUGAAGACUCUGGAUGCCAGAGAGAUCUAUGCCCAGGUGCUGCAGCACAUGCCUGACCUGGAGGUCCUCACCAAGCAGAGCUUUGAGGAGAAGUUGGCUCGGCACCGUUGGCUGGUCAGUUUUACCUUUGGAGAGAAGAACGCGGCCACCAACGAGUACAAAAAGCUCGGCACUCUGCUCAAAGACUCCCACAUACAGGUAGGGAAGGUGAACUGCGCAUCCGAGGCAGAGCUGUGCGCUUCCCUCUACAUCCAGAAGCCCUGUGUGGCUGUUUUCAAAGGCCUCGGCAUUCACAACUACGAGAUCCACCACGGUAAAGAUGCACUGUAUAACAUUGUGGCGUUCGCUAAAGAGAGCGUGAGUGCCCACGUCACCACACUGCGGCCGGAGAAUUUCCCUCGGGACGAGAAAGAACCCUGGCUAGUGGACUUCUUCGCUCCAUGGUGUCCACCAUGUCGCGCCCUGCUCCCUGAACUCCGAAAAGCCUCAGUUCAGCUUCACGGUCAGAUGAAGUUUGGUACAUUGGACUGCACCAUACACGAGGGACUCUGCAACAUGUACAACAUUAAUGCUUAUCCAACCACCGUUAUCUUCAACAAGUCCAGCAUCCAUGAGUACGAAGGUCACCAUUCAGCGGACGGCAUCCUGGAGUUCAUCCAGGACCUGGUCAACCCUGCUGUGGUGACACUGGACCCAGACACUUUCCAGCAGUUGGUGAAGAAAAGAAAGCAUACAGAAACAUGGAUGGUGGACUUCUACGCGCCAUGGUGUGGCCCAUGCCAGGCUUUGCUUCCUGAGUGGAGGAGGAUGGCUCGGAUGCUGAGUGGAAUGGUUAGUGUGGGAUCUGUGGAUUGUCAGAAGUACCAUUCAUUCUGCCAGGGCGAGAGUGUGCGCGCCUACCCCGAAAUUCGUCUCUACCCACAAAACAGUAACCGCCGAGAACAAUACCAAAGCUAUAAUGGCUGGCACAGAGAUGCCCACUCCCUCAAGACCUGGGCGCUCGGCUCUCUUCCCCGUGUCUCAGUGGACUUAACACCCGAAGAUUUUAAAAAGAGGGUUCUGGAAGGAAAGGAACACUGGGUGCUGGACUUUUACGCCCCGUGGUGUGGCCCAUGCCAGCAUUUCGCCCCGGAGUUCGAGAUCCUAGCUCGGAUGCUGAAGGGCACAGUGAGGGCAGGAAAAGUAGACUGCCAGGCGCAUUAUGAACUGUGCCAGCGUGCGGGUAUCAGGUCCUACCCCAGUGUCCGCUUUUACCCCAACCUCGGCACAGCACGGCGAGACCAGGGAGGAGAGUACAUCAACAGCCAGAACUCCAACGUGAUCGCUGACAUCAUCCAGCAGAGACUCCAGCAGCUCGGCAAACAGAGGAAACUCAAACCCAAGGAUGAGCUAUGAGACAUUUUUUAAGAAGUAUCCACUCUACAAUCUGUGGCAGAAUGGACUGACCUCUACACACUUCCCAGAUGUACACACUAAAAGACUUUUUCCACAAGCUUUAAAGUGUGCGAAAGUAUUUUUUACCUCAGAGUGUGUGACGAGACAUCGUAAGAAAAUCCUUCUAAACACCAACGAUCUGCUGGUUACUGAAACAACACCAUGUUUCUGACCCUGUGUUAAUUGAGUACUGAGGAAAUGUACCGUAUGCAGUACCGUGUCUCAUAUACAUGAUGUUUCUCUCGGUGUCAUGAAUCCAGUGUGUGCGUGUGUGUGUUAGUAUUUUAUCCCAGUGUUGUGUUGUAGAGCGAGAGAGAGCAUGGUCAUUUAUAAUGUUUUUAUUUAAUGCUGCUUCCAGGGAUGAUGUCUUCAUCAUGAAAGGUUUUGCUUCACUCGUUGUUUCUGCUGAAGCAUUGUAAUCAUUCAUUCAGUAUGGGUUUUGACGGUUUAUUACCUUCUGUAAUAUUUGCCUUACUUUGAACUGAUUGUCAUUUUGAUCAAAGAAUAACGGGACCUUUCCACGGUCACGUACUGCUGUUUUGUACAGAUACAUGGUGUAGAAUAAACUUUUCUACAAAUGA
Molecule: messenger RNA, 3209 nt
Organism: Hemibagrus wyckioides
Lineage: Eukaryota; Metazoa; Chordata; Actinopteri; Siluriformes; Bagridae
Gene: dnajc10
Product: DnaJ (Hsp40) homolog, subfamily C, member 10
Exons: 23
Coding region: 193-2589 (798 amino acids)
Source: RefSeq, a predicted model, not a curated record